CGUCUGCUAAAUCGCUGCGGUACCAGUGGCAAUCAAGUGGCCCCACAUUCGGAUAAUCUUUACCCAAGAUAGGCUGACGCCAGUGUACGUCCGUGGACAGUGUUUGCGCGGCAGCAAAGGACGCUUCGUGCGCUUUUUUCGUCCUAACAAGCAGGAAUGCGAAGUGGAUAAGUGUUUGAAGGGUGUAGUUCAAGGAAGCAAUGUAGCCUUAUCAUCAAAAGUGUUAAUCACUAGCUGAAGAAGUUGUGUAUUUAUUUUGUCGGGCAAGUGCAAAAGUUCAAACGACUUACAUCUGGCGAGUCGGUGAAGAAAAAUGCAACAUUGGAUGCAAGAGCUGCUGCGUUUGAAUGUUGUUAUGGCAACGAAACGGUGACUCUAUUGGCCACAGAAGAGCCAUUCACGAGAAAGGAUAGUAUCGCAAGCAGCAAACAAGCUCCGAAAGGAAUACAAACACUCCCUGCCUUACAAGGAUAGCUUAACGGGGUGUUUUGAUUGGAAAGACAUUAUUCGUGCUGAUCAGAGAGAAGGAUGGAAACGCUAGCGGAGACAAGUCUCCCACCGGGGCUACGGCGUCCCGAACCCUCCUCGCUCAUUCCGACCUCGCCGGAGGGAGAACAAUCGCCACAAAACAGCAAUCCCGGUUCGGUGCUGGCGAAUAUCAUCGGAGCCAGCCCUGGGGGCAGCAGUGGCCAUCACCUGCUCGAGGAUCACUCGCAGUCGUCGCAGGACGAUAGUGGCAGCAUGGUCAGCCCGGCCGCACACGCCGAACCGGAAGAAACGAUCGAAAACAUUGUGAAGGAGCUGAGUGAAUCGUGCGUCGAUACGGACUCACAGCCGACCGGGCCACAGAUCGCGGGAUUAUCACCGACCGCGGGCAAGGGGUCGCGAGCGCAAGCAGUCGCAACGUCCACCAGUGCAGGGGGCAAGGGUGGAGGUGGGAGCGUCAGCACCGGUAGAUCUCCUGCUGGUGCCAGAUUGGAGAUGGGAGGCAAGCCGCGUACGGGGUCCGUUGCGAAUGGGGACGCAGGUUUGCCAAAGGUUUCUACCGGAGGAGGCAAACCGAUGGCGAUGCGGGAGUUCGACCGUAAGAUGAACAAGGCACGGGGGCGACCGAAGCGGAAGGCCAUUGUGGCCAUGUAUCAAAGUGAGAUAAGCGAAAACAAAAUCGGCAUUAAGCUGUGUAUAAAGAAAGCAUCUGAUGCAACAGUACAACCAAAGAAACCGAACCGCAAGCGUGCCCGUAAACCGAGGAGCCUUAACGAGGAUAGUUCGGACGAAACGUCGCCGGAAAAGCGCAACCGGCGGGCGGAGAAGCCGCGAAAAACGAACAACAACACCGAGAAGCGGAGCGCCGAGGAGGAGUACAAACCGCCCGAGGAUCAGAGCGUCUGGGCCAAUCAGCUGCCCGAGCACGUGCUGCACAUGAUCUUCAAAAACGUCAUCCAAGAGGAGGGCAGUGUGCCGACCCUGCCACGGCUGUCCCGGGUGUGCUCCAGCUGGUACAAAAUGGCCCAAACACCGUCCCUCUGGCGAACGGUCGAUCUCGGCACCUGGACGAAGGAUCGGUUUAAAACGGAACCAAAGCUGAAGUGGCUCAUAGAGAAUCGGCUGCAGCACGCGACAGAAGUUGGGCUGGGAAACUGGAAGGUGACGAACGUGCAAUGCGUGCUGGAUAAGCUACUGGAAGCCGCACCGCAGCUGGUUGGGAUCACGCUUACCGGCUGGAAAGCCCUCACAUCCGAACAUUUGCUCUUUAUGGUGCAAAAUUUCAAACGUUUAGAAAGCCUAGACCUCAGCUCGAUCAACGCUGAAGUGAACGCCAAUAAAACGGCCGUGGGACAAACAUCACUGUGCAAUGCCAUUACGGAGAUGGGAAGCCGGCUUACGCAUCUUCAUCUGGCCCACAAUCGGCUCAGCGGAAUCCCGCAAAUCGUGAAAGCGCUAUCGACGCACUGUCCCAAUCUGGUGCUGCUGGAUCUGUCGAACGUCAGCACAAUUGCCAUCUCGCACGGUAUACUGCAUAUCGAGCAGCUGCAGCAUGGCUGCCAGAAGCUGAAAAUACUCCGGAUAACGAACUCGCACAUCAAUCUCAGCACGGCGACGUUACAGGAGCAGAUGGAGUCGCCCGGUUUCCCCGCGCUAGAAGAACUGUCCGUUGCGUCGCUCGCGGACGAAUCGCGUCUGUUUAACGACGAGUACCUGCAGCGUAUCCUCAAAACCAGCACACAACUAAAAUUGCUCGACGUCCGCGGGUGCUCCCGGCUGACGCACGACAGUCUCAUCCGGUUGCCAACGUGGGAUCUUAAGCAUCUUUUCCUUUCCGGCUGUUCGAUCACGAGGGACAUGGGGUCCGGCUUGGAGUUGAUCGCGUCCAAGUGGGCCCACAGUUUGAUAGAGUUCGAUCUGGCGUGGGCCAACGCUACCAAGCCGCUGGACGAUGCGCUGAAGGCGCUCGCGGACAAGGGCUCGGAGUCGCCAUUAAAUCAUCUCAACCUUUGCGGAUCAUCGGUUUCACUCGAGGCGGUCAAGGAGGUGCUCGCCAACUGUCCACACAUAAAUUCCAUCAAUCUUGCCUCCUGCCGGGGGCUACCUCGUGGCGUCAAACGGUUACUGCGGGGCGCGCAGGAGAUUGCCGAGCUGCGGGAAAACCUCGGCGUCACGUUAAGGCGCCCCCGGCCUUCGACGCCCCCCGGGGGCACUUAAGCGGUGCGGGCCGGAUCGAAGGAGGGUAAAGGAAGCAAGAAUCAAAUUGCACAUAUUACAAAAGACUAUUGUGUGAUAAAUAGGCAAUAGACGGCACAACACGCGUUAUCGAGCCAUCGAAACACGCCGGAAGUGUUUAUGUGUAGUGAUGAGGAGGUGUGGCGAAUCCUUUUCGCAGGCGAAGAACGAAAGUCGAUUCGAGAGUUUUAUGUGCAACAUUAUCCAGUUAAUUGCGGCAUUCGGGAAGGAAGCAGAAGGAGCAAAGGGUUGUAUUUAUGUACGUGCAAAUUUGUAAAGAUUGUUGUCUUUAUUAAAUAGUUUUUUUUUUGACGACGUGUUUUGCGCAAACCGGUGCGUAAGCCCGUCGAUCCGUUUUAUUUGAUAAGCGUGUUGGGAAGACAGUA
Molecule: messenger RNA, 3107 nt
Organism: Anopheles coustani
Lineage: Eukaryota; Metazoa; Arthropoda; Insecta; Diptera; Culicidae
Gene: Fbl6
Product: F-box/LRR-repeat protein 6
Exons: 10
Coding region: 529-2703 (724 amino acids)
Cellular component (GO): SCF ubiquitin ligase complex
Molecular function (GO): protein binding
Source: RefSeq, a predicted model, not a curated record